AUGUCCCACCAGAGCGGCAUCACUUGCAAGUACACCCUCGAUUGCGGUGACGAACUGCUCUCGGCUUUCGGAAAGGCGCUGCAGUCGGCAGACCAAAGGGCCCUGAAAGUCAUCAUAGAUCGCGAGAACGCCACUGUUGCAGAGGAGCUGCCUACACAGGGCUCGUGGGAGGAUGAUCUGAGUAAAGUGAACGCCUGGUUCGAACCCGCCGAACCCGCUUUCGUCCUCUUCCGGCUGGACUCCAAAACCCCUGCUGGAUCAUAUGAAUGGAUUUUGCUGCAAUACGUGCCAGACCAUGCAAAGGUUCGGGAUAAGAUGCUGUACGCUUCGACGAAAGCCACAUUAUUGAAGGAGCUCGGGGACGCCAAUUUCGUCGACUCGCUAUAUGGCACAUUGCCCGCUGAACUGUCACUGGAAGGGUAUCGCAAGCAUGUGCUGCAUAAAGACGCGGAAGCACCUUUGACGGAGCGCGAGAUAGAGAUGCAGGCCGUAAAGGCAGCUGAGUAUAGCGCCGAAAUCGGAACGACCACGAGACGGUCUCAUGCGCAGGGAGUCUCAUUUGCGUUCGCGGAUGAAGCAAGGAAGUCCCUUUCUGACUUGGCGAGUGGAUCGGUUAACAUCGUCGUCCUGGCGGUGAAUGUAGCGGAAGAGAGGGUAGAUCUGUCCAAUGCCAGUACCGGAAGUUUCGGCGACCUGACUCGGUUGGUUGAGGCGAACACUCCGCGGUUCUUGUUCUACAAGCCGGACGCAGGGAAUUCAGCAUUCAUCUACAUCUGCCCGCCUUCGUCGAAAGUGAAGGAACGCAUGCUCUAUUCAUCGUCACGGGCAAGUGUCCUGUUGGCCGCUGAAGAGCAAGGUUUCACCGUCUCGAAGAAGUUCGAAGUGAGCUCCAUUGAUGAAGUGACCGAAGCCGAACUGAAAGACGAGCAAGAGACUGCGGCAAGUACGCCAGACUCGGUGCGCAAGACGUUCGCCCGGCCUUUGAGACCAGGUCGAGGACCUGCGCGUGUAUCUCGGCCGGGGACACCUUCGUCGAUAAAUAGCCUUGAGCAACAAUAGAUAAAUGCACAUUCCGCUGCACUUUUAUAUAGUAAUUCGAAAACAAGUUCAUUACUGAUUGUGAUUGCUAUUGCAAUUCACUUAUGUACAUCAAGACAGGCUUUUGGCAGCUUCCAAAAAG
This is a messenger RNA of Fimicolochytrium jonesii, 1180 nucleotides long. RefSeq lists its product as uncharacterized. Gene Ontology annotation, cellular component: actin filament; cytoplasm. Bases 1 to 1059 code for a protein of 352 amino acids. The record is from RefSeq and is a predicted model, not a curated record. Gene Ontology annotation, biological process: actin filament depolymerization; barbed-end actin filament capping. NCBI's taxonomy places the organism in Eukaryota, Fungi, Chytridiomycota, Chytridiomycetes, Spizellomycetales, Powellomycetaceae. Gene Ontology annotation, molecular function: actin monomer binding; actin filament binding. The transcript is spliced from 9 exons.